AUGGGGCAGCGGUCUGGGCAGGUCAGCAUCCACCAGGGAUCGUUCCACAUCGGUGUGGCCACCGUCAUCUCAGAACAGCGGGUACUGACGGUGGCGAGCUGCUUCCAGCAAAGGCUGGCCUUGCGUCAGGCAGACCCUUCGGGGACUCGGGUGACUGAAACUCCUGGGCCAAGGGUAAUGACUGGGAACAGAGACUCUGAGACAGAGUAUGAUGAGACAGUCAGAAAGCUGAGAAAGCUGUCUCGAGGAAAGUGUCUGCACUGGUCGUUCAGCACCUAUUCUCUUGCUUCCAGCUCCUUGGCAAUUCUUCAUCUUAGAAGAAUGUGCAGACGACCUGUAUACUUGAGCCGUGUUGUGGGCGGCCAGGAGACCAAAGCAGGGCACUGGCCUUCGCAGGUCAGCCUGCACUUCAAACAGAACCACGUCUGCGGAGGUUCCCUUAUCAGUGAGAGGUGGAUCUUGAUGGUGGCACAGUGCGUACACAAAACCUGGAUUCCUUUGUUAUAUACUGCGUGGUUGGGAUCAAGUUCAAGGAAAGGCUAUUCAAAUAAUGGUGUGAAGCAUCAUGUAGCCCAAAUCACUAUCCAUCCCAAAUCUCGAGGUUGAACUGCAGACAUGGCCUUGCUGAAACUGGUCUCUAGAGUCACCUUCACUUCUUCCAUCCUGCCCAUCUGCUUGCCCAGUACCACAAAGCAGUUGUCAGUUCCAGGCUCUUGCUGGGUGACUGGAGAGGGGAAAGUUAAGGAAAGUGAAGAUACUGAUUACCCUUCCACACUCCAGGAAGCAGAAAUACCAGUCAUUGACUGCCAGGCUUAUGAAAAACUCUACAACCCAAUUGGUUUUUUAUUGCUAAGUAAGCCAGUCAUCAAGGAAGACAUGAUUUGUGCUGGUGAUAUUCACAGAAGGAAGGACAGUUGCAAGGGUGAUUCUGGAGGGCCUCUGGCAUGUUUCAUGAAUGGUGUAUGGAUCCAGAUAGGAUUGGUGAGCUGAGGUAUAGGAUGUGGUGAAUCUCCUCCUGGACUCUACACCAAUGUGAUGGACUACCAAACAUGGAUUAGCUUCAUUGUCUCAAGAGCUGAGGUCCUGGGCACCAACAAUCUGGACUUAUCCAACCUGCUGUUCCCUGCUGUACUCUCUGUGGCUUGCUUGGGACUAUCUUGUGCCUUUGAGCCAGACGUUUUACCAGGAGAGUAG
Molecule: messenger RNA, 1194 nt
Organism: Manis javanica (Malayan pangolin)
Lineage: Eukaryota; Metazoa; Chordata; Mammalia; Pholidota; Manidae
Source: RefSeq, a predicted model, not a curated record